Molecule: messenger RNA, 1606 nt
Organism: Pangasianodon hypophthalmus (striped catfish)
Lineage: Eukaryota; Metazoa; Chordata; Actinopteri; Siluriformes; Pangasiidae
Gene: ccdc6a
Product: coiled-coil domain containing 6a
Exons: 9
Coding region: 41-1408 (455 amino acids)
Source: RefSeq, a predicted model, not a curated record
UCUGGCUGUGCUGUGUGGGAUCAGUGCUCGGGGUGCAGUCAUGGCGGACAGCGCCAGCGAGAGCGACACUGACGGAGCGGGGAGCAGCAGCUCGGCCACGCCGCUUUCCUCUUCAUCCUCCACUGCAGCUGCUCCGGCUGCAGCCCGGGAUGGCAAGCAGGGCGUGUUUAUCUCAGCGUUCCGGCUGGAGGAGCUGACGAACCGGCUGGCGUCCCUGCAGCAGGAGAACAAAGUGCUGAAGAUCGAGCUGGAGACGCUCAGGCUGAAGUGCAAGUGUCUGCAGGAGGAGAACCGCGACCUGCGCAGGGCCAGCGUCACUAUCCAAGCGAGGGCGGAGCAGGAGGAGGAGUUCAUCUCCAACACCUUGUUUAAGAAGAUCCAGGCUCUGCAGAAGGAGAAAGAGACGCUUGCCGUGAACUAUGAGAAAGAGGAGGAGUUCCUUACUAACGAUCUGUCCCGGAAACUCAUGCAGCUCCAGCACGAGAAGGCCGAGUUGGAGCAGCACUUGGAGCAGGAGCAGGAGUUUCAGGUCAACAAGCUGAUGAAGAAGAUCAAGAAGCUGGAGAACGACACCAUCACCAAGCAGCUCACUUUAGAGCAGCUGCGCCGUGAGAAGAUCGACCUGGAGAACACGCUGGAGCAGGAGCAGGAGGCGCUGGUCAACCGGCUUUGGAAGCGCAUGGACAAGCUGGAAGCUGAGAAAAGGAUCCUGCAGGAGAAGCUGGACCAGCCGGUGUCGGCCCCGCCCUCCCCGCGGGACAUUUCCAUGGAGAUCGACUCACCUGAGAACAUGAUGCGGCACAUCCGCUUCCUGAAGAGCGAGGUGGAGAGGCUGAAGCGCAGCCUGCGCACGACCGAGCUGCAGCACACAGAGAAGCGAGCGCAGUACAUCGAGGAGGAGCGACAGAUGCGGGAGGAGAACAUGCGCCUGCAGAGGAAGCUGCAGCGGGAGAUGGAGAGGAGAGAAGCUCUGUGCAGGCAGCUGAGCGAGAGUGAGAGCAGUUUGGAGAUGGAUGAUGAGAGGUAUUUUAAUGAAAUGUCUGCUCAGGGACUGAGAGCUCGUACCGUGUCCAGUCCGACCCCCUACACCCCCUCCCCCUCCUCCAGCCGCCCCAUCUCACCAGGUUUGUCGUACGCCGGUCACACGGUGGGCUUCACACCUCCGGCCACGCUGAGCCGAGCCCCACACACUCACUACACUCCCCCAGGACUGCACAUCCACCCUGGACCCUCCCACGGAGUUCAGAGGCCGUCUCCCAGGAGAAGCAGCAGUCCGGAUAAGUUUAAGCGCCCGACACCUCCUCCUUCCCCGAACACACACUCCGGAGCGCAGCAGCCUCCUCCUCCACCCCCACCCGCGCAGCCGGUGGCUCCGUCCAGCUCCUCGCACCCUCCCACUCAGCCUUAACGCAUGCACCACAACGCGCCAGGCUGCAACACACAGCGACUCAACAAUCUACGAAGAGAAGACACUUGGACUGGGAAGUUUUAGCGAGACAGGUUUUGCUUUGUGAACUGACAGAACGGUGACCACGUCUCCAAUUGUGUGGUGUGUUUUGAUUUAGAACGAUUGGUGGAAUAAAUUUAAGUUGCUUUCUGGCACUGA